Molecule: messenger RNA, 1110 nt
Organism: Striga asiatica
Lineage: Eukaryota; Viridiplantae; Streptophyta; Magnoliopsida; Lamiales; Orobanchaceae
Source: the annotation of a GenBank genome assembly
AUGACGAUCCACCAGCCGUCGAGUAGGAUUUUCUACGAGUUCGAUAAGGUCCUUCUGUUGUGCGAUGGGAAUCCUCUGUUUUUCGGGAAGGGGUUGAGCGUGCUCGGUUAUUUCUCGGGAAUCGAGUUUGCCCCGAAUGUCGCUAUGAAUCUCGCUGACUUCUUGUUGGAUCUUUCAAACGGUGAGUUUUUACUUCUAAGAAUGACAGCAGUCCCGUCUGGUGUUGUUUCGACUGUGGAUUCGGACGAGGAUCGAGCUGAGAUUCAGAAGCCGUUGGUGGCGGCUUAUGCGACGAAUUUAUCGAGUAACGUGAAAUCAGAAACGAAUAAUGUUGCAGAUGAAGGCACUCGGUUGAAUUUCCCACUACAUGAUAAGCAGUCGAGCAUUCGGUGGCCCAACAAUUGGUGGUUACAAUUUUCGGUGCUUUUCAGAAGAGGGAUCAAAGAACGGAGGCACGACUCGUUUUCUAUACUCAAGGUUGUCGAGGUUCUCAUCGUGGCUAUUCUGAGCGGUCGGGCUUUUCUUCUUCUACUCGUCGUUUUGGGGAUACUCUCCAAGGAAAGGUCUUCCGGAAUGUACCGAUUGUCAUCCUACUUCUUGGCUCGGACUCUUGAUGACCUGCCAAUGGAGUUAGUCCUUCCCACGGUAGCCUACAACAUAACCUAUUCGAUGGCGGGCCUCAUGCCCACAAUAGGAUCCUUUUUGUUGGGCCUACUCGUUCUUUUAUACAGUGUGAUGUGCACUCAAAGGCUCGGGCUUGCACUUGGUGCGGUGGUAAUGGACUCGAACUCGGCCAUCACGCUUGGUUCGGUUAUUAUGCUGUCAUCAUUGUUGUCAAGCAGGUACUAUGCUCAGCACGUGCCUAAAUUCGUGAGUUGGAUUAAGUACAUCUCGAUUCCUCAAUAUACGUACAAGUUGCUUUUGGCUUCGCAAUACUCGCCUGGCGAGACAUAUCCUUGUGCCAGUAAUAAGGCUUGUCGAGUCGAGGAUUUUCCGGCUAUAGCAACUGUCGGGUUCGGUGGUGUUGUCAUUUCUAUCAUCCCUAUGGCUGUGUUGCUUGUGGGGUAUCGACUUGUAGCUUAUAUUGCCCUCAUGAGGAUUGNUUUUUAA